GCAUAAAAAAUGAUUAUAAAUAAACUUAUAUUAAUAUCCCUUUUCCUUACUUUUGCAUUAACUUUUACCCCUCCUCAACCUCUCCAAGGCAACAUUUUACGUUGUGUCGGCGAAAUAGGUAACGCUGUCGAAGAUAUAACAAAAUUAAUAACCUCUUGUAUGUCUAAAUAAGUCUCAAGCAUAAUAACCGAUAUCGGAAAAGUAGCAGGCCGCCUCUAGCCUUUAAUGAAAGAAUGCUCAAAUGCUAAUUGCUUAACUGAUGCAUUAAAAAGAUGUGAAGAAGCAGAAUAAAAAAAAUGUGAACCUUACGGAGCUAUUGCCUAUCCUAAAUGUCCUGAAGGUCAAUAUAAUGUAGGAUGUUGUUUAUGUGCAUAAUUAUGCCCUCAAGGAUUUACUGACUAAGGACUUUUUUGCGCAAAAGCAGCUCCUUAUGGACGUGGGGCUGGUUAUGCUUGGAAAUUCGGAGAUUCAUUCAAUCUAAAUAAUGCAUUAUAAAGAUGUGAAAAAGAUAAUUCUUAAUAUGGUUGUGAAAAAAGUGGGCUUCUAAUAUAUCCUAAAUGCAAACCUGGUUUCCAUCCUGUUGGUUGCUGUAUUUGCUCACCUGAUUGUCCUGAAGGAUACACAGAUAUUGGAGUUUCUUGCUAAAAACCAAUUGCUACUUAUGGAAGAGGAGCUGGCUAUCCGAUGUUUUAUGAAGAUUGUGCUGAUGAAGAUACUACCAAAAAGUUAAGAAAAUAGAACGACUCUAAUUUAAAUUGUGAUUAAUUAAAUUAAAGUAUGAUUUAGCUAAGCUAGGAUUUUUUAUAAAACUAAUUACACGCUUCUAAGAUUGUAGAAAUUUCUAUUAAAUUAAGCUAAAGCAUGUCAGGUUUUGAAUCUAAAUGUAAUGUUUGAGAAUAUUAUUUAUUAUUAUAAUUAAUAUUUUUAUAUGGUUUAUAUGCUAUUUUUUUUUACCAUCAAUAUUUUAUUUCUUU
This is a messenger RNA of Ichthyophthirius multifiliis, 974 nucleotides long. RefSeq lists its product as hypothetical. The transcript has 2 exons. The record is from RefSeq and is a predicted model, not a curated record. NCBI's taxonomy places the organism in Eukaryota, Ciliophora, Oligohymenophorea, Hymenostomatida.